Molecule: messenger RNA, 1431 nt
Organism: Eufriesea mexicana
Lineage: Eukaryota; Metazoa; Arthropoda; Insecta; Hymenoptera; Apidae
Gene: Dus2
Product: Dihydrouridine synthase 2
Exons: 5
Coding region: 43-1431 (462 amino acids)
Biological process (GO): tRNA dihydrouridine synthesis
Cellular component (GO): cytoplasm
Molecular function (GO): tRNA binding; tRNA dihydrouridine synthase activity; flavin adenine dinucleotide binding
Source: RefSeq, a predicted model, not a curated record
CAAAUGUUGUAACAUAUUGACAAUACAUUAUAUGAAAAGGUAAUGAUAAAAAUGGAAAAAAAGAAAUUAAAUUAUGAGAAUAAACUUAUAUUAGCACCUAUGGUACGAAUUGGUACUUUGCCUAUGCGACUUCUUGCACUUGAUUAUGGUGCUGAUAUAGUAUAUACGGAGGAAUUAAUAGACUGGAAAUUAUUACGUUCAUUUCGUCGUAAGAACGAUGUUUUAGGAACAAUUGAUUAUAUUGAUAAAACAGAUGGUACAGUAACUUUCCGAACUUGUGCUAAAGAAAAAGAUAAAGUAGUUCUACAAAUUGGUACUUGCGAUGCAGCUAGAGCAUUGAGAGUAGCUAAGAUGGUAGAACAAGAUAUUGCUGGAAUUGAUCUAAAUAUGGGUUGCCCUAAACUGUUUUCUUUAAUAGGAAAAAUGGGAGCAGCUCUCCUAAAAGAACCAGAAAUAGCUACAAACAUUUUAAAAACUUUAGUAAAUAAUCUGAACAUUCCAGUAACUUGUAAAAUUCGUGUAUUAUCAGAUUUGGAUAAGACUUUAGAACUUUGUGAACUUCUACAAUCAACUGGUAUAUCAGCAAUUGCAGUCCAUGGCCGAACUGUUAAUGAAAGACCACAGCAUAUGAACCGUAAUGAGGUUCUAAAGAAAAUUGCUGACAAACUUACCAUACCAGUUAUAGCAAAUGGAGGCUCAAAAGAAAUACAGAAAUAUUCUGAUAUUUUCAAAUUUAAGGAAAUAACUGGAUGCAGUAGUGUGAUGCUUGCACGUGCAGCUGAAUGGAACUGUUCAAUAUUUAGUAAAGAUGGUUUACUUCCCAUGAAUGAUGUGAUAAAAUCAUAUUUAAAAUAUGCAGUGGAUUAUGACAAUUUACCUUCCAAUACCAAAUACUGUAUACAAAAUAUUCUUAGAGAACAGCAAGAAUCAACAUUAGGAAAAAAGUUCCUUGGCACUCAAACUUUAGAACAAAUGUGCAAUUUAUGGGACUUAAGCGAUUAUUGUUGUUUAAAACAAAAGGAAUUUGAAGAUAAAGGUUUAUUAGGGAGAUCUCAAGUUUCACCUAUGAGAGAAGAUGAAAAACAGAAUGAGGAACAAUUAUCUACUAAGAGAAAGAUUUCUGAGGAGGAAGAUGUAAUUUUAAUGCAAUGUGCAUUCUUAAGAAAUAAUUACAUAACAGAUGUUGAAUUGCCAAAAACUAUAUUAUACAAAUGGACACAAACUCAAAGCAAAAAUGUGCCAAAUUAUAAUACGCAGCGAAAAGAAAAACUAUUUCGAUCCAUCGUUACCGUUGAUGGACGUAGAUAUGGAUCCUCCUUUUGGGAAAAAAAUAAAAAAUGGGCAGAGCAAGGUGCCGCUUUAGCUUGCCUCUUUUCUUUAGGCCUAGUCAGUAAAAAAACUUUUACUACGAACAGUGAUGUUUCUUCUUGA